CAAUGAAAAAAUUACGAAAAAACUAAAUAAUGGAAACUGCUUUUGAAAACGAUCUUCAUAGAAGAUUUUCUUACAAUUAUCCGCAUCACGAUGCUCAAGACGAUGACGACUCCCUAGAAGAUUUCGAAGCGAAACGCGACACAAUUCUCGUCGAAGACAAACGACUUUGGGACUCAUUUCAAGACCAUCCGCCCGAAGAAACUUACGGAUCUUCCGUAAAUUUAAAAUGGUUAAACACUUCAGUUAAACUUUUGAAGAUUUUCGUGUAUGGCCUGGUUUUCGUCAUCAUGUUAGUUUGUUCGGUUGCCUCAAAGUCUACAAUGCUCUUUAUGACGUCGCAUGUUCAGCGAGACCUACAAGUCAAAUAUUGCUACUACAGACAACCGCAGAAAGAAUAUGUCGCGAAUAUUCCCGAACCGCAACGUGUUGCAUGGAUUUGGUGUCUAAUUUUCGCCUUUGGAGUCCCGGAAUUGGGAACUUUUGUGCGCGCCUUACGCAUUUGUUGGUUCAAAAAUAACCGAAAACCAACUUACGGUGAAAUUGCCAUAGUAGCUGCUUGUGAAAUUUUAUCAGUAACUGGCUUGGCGAUGUUUGUCUUCCUAAUUUUACCGGAAUUGGAUGUUAUUAAGGGUGUCAUGUUGAUGAAUUGUGUCUGUUUUCUGCCAUCAGUCUUCAGCAUAAUUUCACGUCCCUUCAAAAAUUGGACCUUCCCGUUCAUCAUAGCCAUGGAUUUAUUGGCACUUUUGGGACAACUUACCGGAUUAAUAGCUUGGCCCGCUCAAAAUAGUCGAAAUCUCGUGCUUUGGUUCACGCCUCUGGCAUUAAUCCUUAUUUCGCUUGGUUGGUGGGAGAAUUAUUUGUCGGAAAAGUCGCCGUUACUCAAGUACCUCGAUCGAGACAACGAUAAAAAUCACACAAAUCCAACCGGAAAGCAAUACGAGUUCUCUCGUGCCUUUGCAACGUUCAAACAAAACAUUUAUCAGUCACGAUACCGGAUCUACUUACUAAUAGCUCCUCUCAAAAUGACACUUUUUGGCAUUUUUGGAGCACUUUUCACGGGCGUCACGUUUCACGACUUCUUCAAUAGCUUCGAAGUUGGUUGGGGCAACCAUACAAUCAACGUGACGGAAGUUGUUCCCAUCUACAAUGAUCAUGCCACAAGCGCCAAGCUGGAUGUCACCGAUAUCACGAGCAUUUUAGACAAUGAACUCAUUUAUUCGACCCCGAAUGCAGUUCUCGUGAUAUUUUUAGUGCACAUUGCUUCGUCGUACUUGUGUUAUAUUUGCGGAAAAUGGGCUUGCAAAAUUCAAAUUCAACUUUUCUCGUUCGCGCUUCCCAUUAAUUUGGCAGUUCCGGUCACAAUUACGUUUCUUUUCGUCAUAAUUGGCAUUCGGGAGUUCAAUACGUGCGUUUUUCAUGGAUUUUUACCGGAUUACUUGUUCUUCAGUAUGCCCGAUGAGCGAUAUGACUUCUUAAGUUAUCUCAAAAAUGAGUUUAGCUGGGUCUGGUUGUUGUGGCUUUUCUCCCAGACAUGGAUUACGAGGCAUAUUUGGUCGCCAAAGAGCGAGAAAAAUGCCGCGACAGAGAAACUUUUUGUGUCUCCCAUGUACAACAGUUUGCUAAUUGAUCAGGAUUUGGCCUUGAAUCGCAGAUGGGAUGACGAAGACGAAAUUGUUAAGCGCGCGGAUAUAAUUAAGCAGAAAGAGGAGUGCUAUGACAGUUAUGUGGAUGAAAUGGGCGACGAUAUUAAGCCUUCAGACCGAAUUCCACAAAUUUAUAUCUGCGCAACCAUGUGGCACGAGGAGAAAAAUGAAAUGUUGGAAUUUUUGAAAUCCAUUCUGCGACUUGAUGAGGAUCAGUGUGCGAGACGGCUGAACUUGAAGUACAUUCAGGACAACAAAUCCGACAUCGAUAGUGAUUAUUACGACCUAGAAACUCACAUUUUUUUCGACGACGCCUUUCUCUUAAGUCGAAAAAAUGUCGAAUUUCCCGAAGAUUACGCCAUGAACUCGUACGUUCACUUGUUAAUUGAAAGUAUAGAGGAAGCUGCGUACAAGAUUUACAAGAAACACAUCAAAAUUCAAGCGCCAACGAAAAUUGAGACCCCGUACGGUGGCAGAUUAAUUUGGAUUUUGCCCGGAAGAACGCGGAUGAUCGCACAUCUGAAGAACAAAAAUAAAAUUCGUCAUAAAAAACGAUGGUCACAGUGCAUGUACAUGUAUUACUUACUCGGAUAUCGCAUAAUGCAGAUGGAAUGUUCGCCGGAACGGAAGGAAGUCAUCGCGCAAAAUACAUAUUUGCUCGCUUUGGAUGGCGACAUCGAUUUUCAGCCAAAAGCUGUUCAUCUUGUGGUGAAUCGGAUGAAAGUUGAUCCACAUUUAGGAGCUGCUUGUGGUCGCAUUCAUCCAACAGGCUCAGGACCGAUGGUUUGGUAUCAAACUUUCGAAUACGCGAUUGGUCAUUGGUUGCAAAAAGCCACGGAACACGUGAUCGGUUGUGUUCUUUGUUCUCCGGGAUGCUUUUCACUUUUUCGAGGACGUGCAUUGAUGGAGGAUUGUGUGAUGAAAAAAUAUACCACGAAAUCCACGGAGGCAAGACACAUGGUGCAAUACGAUCAAGGAGAAGAUCGUUGGUUAUGUACUUUGUUGUUGAAGCAAAAAUAUCGCGUUGAAUAUUGUGCCGCCUCUGACUCGUACACGCAUGCGCCCGAAGGAUUUUUUGAAUUUUUCAACCAACGUCGACGAUGGAUCCCCUCAACAAUGGCAAAUAUCAUGGAUUUAUUGGGCGACGCGAAAUCUGUGGUAAAAACGAACAAUAGUAUUUCGAUGCCGUUCAUCGUGUAUCAAGCAGUUUUGAUGAUUGGAACAGUUUUGGGUCCGGGAACAAUUUUUUUAAUGAUGGUCGGUUCAAUUUCAGCUGUUAUGGGAUUAAGUCUCUUCGAUGCGCUGUACUUUAACAUGAUACCACUCUUAAUUUUCAUCGGUUUAUGUUAUUUUGCGCCCCAAAAAUGGCAAUUGACAGCAGCUUUCGUCAUUUCUGUGCUUUAUGGACUAAUUAUGAUCGCUGUAGUGGUCGGCAUUGUCAUACAAUUGAAGGAAGACGGCUUAUUUGCACCAGCUUCGUUAUUUUUUGCCUUCAUGAUUGCCCAAAUUAUCGUCACUGCCUUCUUACAUCCACAGGAAAUUGGAGCGUUGCCAUCGUUUGGCGUUUAUUACAUCACAAUUCCAUCGAUGUACAUGUUGCUGAUCAUCUAUUCGCUAUUUAACUUGAACGAUGUGUCAUGGGGAACGCGAGAAGCACCCAAAGAAGACGAACCCACGGUUGUAGAACAAAAACCAGCUGAAUUACCACAAGGCCCGAUCGAUAAAGUAUUGGGAUUUUUACGAGAUACGAGUAAUGUCAAAGAAAAUGGAAGCAUGGAGGUGUCAUGUGCAGGUCUUUUCCGUUGUAUGUUGUGUACGCAUCCCCAAAAUGAUGAAAGUACGAAGCAACUAACGGUCAUUGCGGCUUCAUUGGAAACUCUCAAUAAGAAAAUGCAGGAUUUGGAGAGAAAAAUAUCAAAAGAUGAAGCACCUGAGUUCGAUGAUGAGCCUGCUGAAAUCAGAAUCACCACUGAGGAAAAGGAAAUAAUUAAUAAACAACUGGAAAAACCAGCUCCUAUUAAAUAUUUGCCGGAUUGGCAAGUAGAUCCUGCUUUGAAAGACAGUCAAAGUGACACACUUCCCAUCGACGAGGCAGAAUUUUUCAGAGAUCUCAUCGAUACGUACUUGAAGCCGUAUGAUGUGUCUCCGCAACAAAAGAAAACCCGUCUUGAUGUGUUCCUGCUGCAACUAAAGAAGGAAGAACUCCAUUACGAAUGGCCUUUCAACGCCGACAACACAAUCAUCUUCCACGAGGACAUUUUCGAAAUUACCAUCAAACGAAAGUACCUCCAACUUGAACCGAUUGGCUUUAUGUUUGUCAUAUUUUUCGGUGUCGUUCUCGCCAUUCAGUUUGUGGCAAUGCUAAUACAUCGCUUCAAAACCAUUUCGCAAAUUCUCGCUUCCACGGAGAUCAAUUGGUACUUUAACAAGCAAGCAGAAGACAAAACUGCCGUCGCUGAGCUCAAAGAAACGGGAGUUUUACUUGCAAAAAUUCUCCAGAGACCCGAACCGCCGCAAGCAGAUGAACAAACGGACAAUUCGAAGAAAAAUGUUCGUCGAAACACGAUUCAUCGGAAUAUUCAGCAGCAACAGAGCUAUCACGUGGACGAAAGUGAUUUGGAGAAAAACUUUUUGCGAAAAUGGAAUUCGAGUAAAGAGCUGAAUUUGGGUUCGUCGCUUAGUGGCAAAGGGAAACACCUGAUCGAGGAAAGAAGAUCGAUAGCAAGAGCCUCGAGAAAUCAGACGAGAUUGUCAAAUAGCGCAGCGGCGGAGAGUAAGAAGGAAGAUGUUUAUCAAAAUCAAAGACUUCGACCGUUGCCAGAUAUUCCAGAUAACGAAGUUCCGUUUUUCGAUGUUGAUAUGAUGGAACAUAGUUACAGUUAAAAUUUUUGGAACUAAUAUUUAUAUUUUUUACCAAAUAUUUUUAAAAAAGUAUUAUUUUCAUAUUUAGGCCGCUCCAAAUGAAACAAUA
Culicoides brevitarsis is the source of this 4614-nucleotide messenger RNA. RefSeq names its product chitin synthase chs-2-like. The transcript is spliced from 10 exons. The coding region runs from base 30 to 4526 and encodes 1498 amino acids. Gene Ontology annotation, molecular function: chitin synthase activity. Gene Ontology annotation, cellular component: cell septum; cell periphery. NCBI's taxonomy places the organism in Eukaryota, Metazoa, Arthropoda, Insecta, Diptera, Ceratopogonidae. The record is from RefSeq and is a predicted model, not a curated record.